AACGAAGCAUAAUGAAAUGAAACGAAGUGAAUUCGUAUUAGUAAAGAAGACUUCAAGUUGUUCAUUCUUUAAGGGUUGGGGAAGUAAACACGUGGAAGAUUAGCCAUGGGUCGUGUAAUUAGGAGUCAGAGGAAAGGUGCUGGUAGUGUGUUUAAAAGUCAUACCAAACAUCGGAAAGGAGCACCAAAAUUACGUGCUGUAGAUUUCGCAGAAAGGCAUGGCUAUAUUAAAGGAAUUGUUAAAGAAAUCAUUCAUGACCCUGGACGUGGUGCACCUCUAGCUGUAGUAGUUUUUAGGGAUCCAUACAGAUACAAGCAAAAGAAGGAACUUUUUAUUGCUGCAGAAGGAAUGUACACAGGACAGUUCAUCUAUUGUGGGAAAAAAGCUGUACUUCAAGUAGGAAAUGUGCUGCCAGUCGGUACAAUGCCAGAAGGUACAAUCAUCUGCAAUUUGGAAGAGAAGUCUGGUGACCGUGGUCGUCUAGCCAGGGGUUCUGGUAAUUAUGCCACUGUCAUUUCUCACAAUCCAGACUCUAAGAAAACAAGAGUUAAACUGCCAUCAGGAGCAAAAAAAGUUUUACCAUCAUCUAACAGAGCCAUGGUUGGCAUUGUUGCUGGUGGUGGACGUAUUGACAAGCCUAUUCUGAAAGCCGGUCGUGCCUAUCAUAAAUAUAAAGCUAAGAGAAAUUCAUGGCCUAAAGUCAGAGGUGUUGCCAUGAACCCUGUUGAGCAUCCUCACGGUGGUGGUAACCAUCAACAUAUUGGUAAAGCUUCAACUGUAAGGAGAGAUGCCUCUGCUGGUCGCAAGGUUGGUCUCAUUGCUGCCCGUCGUACUGGUCGUAUCCGUGGUGGAAAGACAUCUGUCACUGGCAAAGAAGACUAACUGUUAAUUACCAAAACUGUUAAUAAAAAAAUUUAAGAAAAUUUUCAACCUUA
Molecule: messenger RNA, 935 nt
Organism: Stegodyphus dumicola
Lineage: Eukaryota; Metazoa; Arthropoda; Arachnida; Araneae; Eresidae
Gene: RpL8
Product: ribosomal protein L8
Biological process (GO): cytoplasmic translation
Cellular component (GO): ribosome; cytosolic large ribosomal subunit
Molecular function (GO): structural constituent of ribosome; RNA binding
Source: RefSeq, a predicted model, not a curated record